Messenger RNA from Rotaria sp. Silwood1, 166 nucleotides. The record is from the annotation of a GenBank genome assembly. NCBI's taxonomy places the organism in Eukaryota, Metazoa, Rotifera, Eurotatoria, Philodinida, Philodinidae.
AUGGUGUUAAUACUUACACGUAUUUAUACAUUAUUACAACGACCAAAUAAAAAUACAAAUUCAUUAAAUAAUGAACAUGUUAAUAAAGAACAAACAAUAAUUGAUAGUUCAUCAAUAAUAUCAUCAUCAGAUAAUAUUCUUAUUGAACUUGUUGAAGAAUUAUAUG